AUGACUCUUGGUGGCCCGGUGGUGCUCCUUUGCCCUGAUCUGAAGUGCUUGGAAGAUGACUCCCAACUUCGAGGUCUCGCCGAUGUCCAGCUGGACCUGAUCCUGCUGAACUCUUUGCCAGACGGACAGCACUUCAAGCCCAGGCUCCUAGGCGAAGCGCUUCACUGCUUCUGUGCCUUCGGACGAGUGGAUCCUGCAAAUGCCUUGCUGGCGCGGGGGGCUGACCCCGACUUCAGACACAAGGGCAAGACACCUCUAGAUGUGGCGUUUCAGCGUCGCUGGUGGGACGUUGCGCAAGUGCUGAUUGACGGCGGGGCGACCAAGAUCGGCAAGGUUGAGCUCGGCAAGUACAUUGACCAGGUGCCCAAAGCGGGUGGCAACACCUUGCUCUACCAGGCCGCGCAAGAAGGCGAUGUACAGAUGUCGCGCCUCUUGCUCAUGGCCGGAGCGGACAAAGAGAAGGCCUCGGGCGUCGACUACGACACACCUCUGGGAGUCGCGUGCAGCAAAGGCCAUCUCCAGACCGCACAGCUGCUACUCGCGGCCGGCGCAAAUAAAGACAAGCCCGUUGGGAGCGAGCCUCUGCAGCGUGCAUGCAGGAACGGCCAUGCUGCCAUCGUCAGUCUUCUCCUCAGUGCUGGCGCCGAUAAGGACCAGGUGUUUCGACCGCAUCUCUGCACGCCGCUGAGCUGUGCUUGCGAAGGCGGCCACGUGGAAGUCGUGAACCUCUUGUUGUAUUCCGGCGCCAGUCCUGACAAGGUUUGCAACUCACGGGAGCCUGGUGCACUCUACGUGGCAGCUGAGAGUGGCCACGCCGACAUCGUGGGCCUCUUGCUACGGGCCGGCGCCAACAGACAGCAGGCUUGCGGCUUCGACUACGACAUGCCGCUGAAAGCUGCGAGUCGGCUUGGCCACCGCGAUGUCGUGGAGCUCCUCAAAGCAGCCAGAGCUGAGAGUCGGACCUGA
Symbiodinium natans is the source of this 966-nucleotide messenger RNA. The record is from the annotation of a GenBank genome assembly. NCBI's taxonomy places the organism in Eukaryota, Dinophyceae, Suessiales, Symbiodiniaceae.